CACCCUGUUACACUCUUUUAACAGGUAUAACACGCUUAGAGGACCGGUUGCCAAUAUAAGGCCAAUAUAAAGGCCUUCAGUCAAUAGAUGAUGCUCCCCAGUGUGAACCAAUCUUUCGUCAGUUAGAAAAGACUGUUGGGAAAACAAUCGAAUCAGUUUACAUUUGGUAUUGAUCGAAGAAUGGCUGGCUCCUUGAUCUUGUGGCUCCUCGCAGUCGUGGCUGCCAGCCAGGGAGCAAAUAUUCUGGGUAUCUACAGUGCCCUCAGUCCCUCGCAUCUUAUUAUUCACAUGGCGACGGCCAAUGCUCUGGCCGAAGCAGGACAUAAUGUGACUGUGGUGUCGAUGCUUCGGCCCGAGCAGAUGCACAAGGAUAUACAUCUGAUUCUGGUGCCAGUGACAAAGGAACAAGAACGCACUCUAGUAAGCGAAAUGUCCAGUAUGGCCAAGAGUAAGAACGACGUCAUAAGUACUAGGUAUCUCCUCUUAAAUGAACUGGAUGUGAUGGUCGAUUCCCAGGCUGAUCUGCUCUCCGAUCCGAGAUUCCUGCGCGUUUACGACACUAAAUUCGAUUUGAUGAUAUUGGGCUUCUUCUACAACGACUUCCAGUUGGGAGUUGCCGCCAAGCUGAAGGUUCCGGUAAUUAUAGACUGGAUGACACCGACCAACACGAUGAUUGAUCAGUUUGUAGCGAAUCCCUCAGAGAUUUCGUACGUACCUAAUGAAUCCACUUUUGCAACUCAACCCAUGUCCUUUCUUAAACGGGCUGAGAACAUGGUCAAACAUGUGAUUCUCCAGUACUUGACGAUACUAUUCGAUUACAAAGUUACCCGAAUUUAUAACAAAAUCUUUUUCGAAAAAGAUUUCCCCUCCCUAAGUGAGAUGAGAAGGAAUAUUUCCCUGGCCUUUGUCGGCUCCCAUAUGAUCAGGGACGGUAAAGUCAGACCUCUGGUGCCCGCUAUAAUUGAGAUUGGCGGCAUUCAGGUGAAGGAGCAGCCAGAUCCAUUGCCCGAGGAUAUUGAUCAGUUUUUAGAUAGGUCUACCCAGGGAGCCAUCUUUGUCUCAUUUGGCUCGAACAUCAAAAGCGUUAUGGUGAAGCCAGAAAUUGUCGGGAAAAUGUUUAAAGUCCUAUCCGGCUUGAAGGAAAACGUUAUCUGGAAGUGGGAGGACUUGCUGAACACCCCUGGAAACGCCUCCAACAUUCUAUAUAAGAGCUGGCUGCCCCAAGAUGACAUCCUGGCGCAUCGCAAUACCAAACUCUUUGUCACACAUGCCGGAAAGAACAGCAUCACCGAAUCACAGUACCAUGGCGUACCCAUGGUGGCCCUGCCCAUUUUCGGAGAUCAUCCCUUGAACGCGGACGUAAUGGUCAAGUUGGGAAAUGGUGUGGCCCUCGAACUUCAGGCUAUUACAGAAGACAGUUUCCGGAGAGCCAUCAAGGAAGUGCUGGAGAACGCUAAGUACAGCCAGGCUGUUCAGAAAUUCUCCGCCCUGUACAGAGAUCGACCCCUUACUCCAAGGCAGACGGUUGUGUACUGGACGAACUACGUCCUGAGACAUCAUGGCGCCCCACAUUUACAGAGUCCUGCGGUGCACAUGAGUUUUAUUGAGCUUCACAACCUCGAUAUCUAUACUCUUAUUCUAACCAUUGUGCUCUUCAUAUUUCAUCUUACUCGUCGUAUUGCAAAUUUCGCGCUGAGCAAGGUGCCUGGAAAAACAAAUGUAUUAGGCUCCAAAAAGGAACAAUGAA
Messenger RNA from Drosophila biarmipes, 1747 nucleotides. RefSeq names its product UDP-glucosyltransferase 2 (gene Ugt37C1). NCBI's taxonomy places the organism in Eukaryota, Metazoa, Arthropoda, Insecta, Diptera, Drosophilidae. The record is from RefSeq and is a predicted model, not a curated record. The transcript has a single exon. The coding region runs from base 181 to 1746 and encodes 521 amino acids. Gene Ontology annotation, molecular function: UDP-glycosyltransferase activity.